AUGGACAACGCCAGCGUACAACAUACGCAGAUCCAAGAGCACACCGAGGGCACCACUUUUGAGGCUAUUCAUCCCAAUCGCAACCACCUAAACCGCGACGACGCCAGUAUAAGGACUGCUUCCGUCACCGACAGCACUGCGCGCAACUCGGCGAACAAUGAAAAGGGUUUCAGCAAUGUCACGGGUGGAGUCAACAUUCAACGUGCCGAGGCCGACUUUGCGGAACUCUCAAAGGAACUCUCGCGUACCAGCAACAUCUCGCGCCGAUUGAGUCGCGUACAGAGCAAGCAGAGUCGCAAAGACCAGGCCAUCACAGACGUAGAGAAGGCUACUGUUGAAGGCUCAGACUCGUCCGAUGAGCCCUUCGAUCUCGAGGCAACCCUACGCGGUGGUAAAGAUGAGGAAGAGGCAGCGGGCAUCAAGUCGAAGCGCAUUGGCGUUGUGUGGGACGGUCUCACCGUCAGCGGAAUUGGUGGUGUGAAGAACUAUGUCAAGACCUUCCCCGACGCGUUCGUAUCUUUUUUCAACGUCUUCGAAACCGCUGCCAGCAUUCUCGGCCUUGGCAAGAAGGGCAAGGAGUUCGACAUUCUGAAGGACUUCAAGGGUGUCGUCAAGCCUGGUGAGAUGGUGCUCGUGCUGGGAAAGCCCGGCAGUGGUUGUACCACGUUCCUCAAGGUCAUCAGCAACCAGCGAUACGGAUACACCAAGGUCGACGGAAACGUUCUGUACGGUCCAUUCGACGCCGACUUCUUCGAGAAGAGAUACAGAGGAGAGGCAGUCUACUGUGAGGAGGACGAGAACCACCACCCCACGCUCACAGUCGGACAAACACUCGACUUCGCGCUCGAGACCAAGGUCCCGGGAAAGCGCCCUGCCGGACUCUCAAGACAAGAUUUCAAGGAGAAGGUCAUCGACCUCAUGCUCAAGAUGUUCAAUAUUGAACACACCCGCAACACCAUCGUCGGCAACCCCUUCGUCCGAGGUGUCAGUGGAGGAGAGAGGAAGCGAGUCUCCAUCGCCGAAACCAUGAUUACUGGUGCUUCCCUGAUGAGCUGGGACAACUCGACAAGAGGAUUAGAUGCUUCGACUGCUGUCGAUUAUGCCCGUUCGCUUAGAGUGCUAACGAACAUCUACAAGACGACAACCUUCGUGUCUCUCUACCAGGCUUCCGAGAACAUCUACAAGUGCUUCGACAAGGUCAUGGUCAUCGACAGCGGUCGACAAGUUUACUUUGGACCUGCUCAGGAAGCCCGCGCCUACUUUGAGGGUCUCGGGUUCAAGGAGAAGCCCCGCCAAACCACCCCUGACUAUCUCACUGGUUGCACCGAUCCUUUCGAGCGCGAGUUCAAGCCCGGUAUGAGUGAAAAGGACGUUCCUUCAACACCCGAAGCCCUCGCCGAAGCUUUCAAUCGAUCCGAAUCUGCGGCUAGGCUCGAUGCUGAGAUGGUAGCAUACAAGGCCCAGAUGGAUCAGGAGAAGCAUGUCUAUGACGACUUCCAGUUGGCUGUCAAGGAGUCCAAACGCCACGCACCGCAGAAGUCUGUCUACUCGAUUCCGUUUUAUCUCCAGGUCUGGGCUUUGGCGAAGCGUCAGUUCUUGCUCAAAUGGCAGGACAAGUUUGCCCUCGUUGUUUCUUGGAUCACCUCUAUUUCUAUCGCUAUCAUUACUGGUACCGUCUGGCUCAACCUCCCUGACACCUCUGAAGGCGCCUUCACUCGUGGCGGUGUUCUCUUCAUUGCUCUCCUCUUCAACGCUUUCCAGGCUUUCUCCGAAUUGGCAUCCACCAUGUUAGGCAGACCGAUCAUCAACAAACAUCGCGCUUUCACUUUCCAUCGACCAUCAGCCCUUUGGAUAGCCCAGAUUGGAGUCGAUCUCUUGUUUGCAUCUGUGCAGAUUCUGGUCUUCUCCAUCAUCGUGUACUUCAUGACGAACCUGGUGCGCGACGCUGGAGCCUUUUUCACAUUCGCUCUGGUCAUCAUCACUGGUUACCUUGCCAUGACAUUGUUCUUCCGAACAGUGGGAUGUCUCUGCCCCGAUUUCGACGUCGCGAUCCGUCUGGCUGCUACGAUCAUAACAUUGUUCGUACUCACCUCUGGCUAUCUCAUUCAAUGGCAGUCCGAACAAGUCUGGCUCCGAUGGAUUUUCUACAUCAAUGCCCUGGGACUGGGUUUCUCCGCGCUGAUGAUGAACGAGUUCAGUCGUCUUGACUUGACCUGUGCCGGCAGCUCUUUGAUUCCUGCUGGGCCUGGGUACGAUGACCUCAACGCCCAGGUUUGUACUCUACCUGGCAGUGAGGCUGGUAACCCCAUCGUUUCUGGCACCAACUACAUCAAGACCAACUUCCAAUGGGAUCCUUCAGACCUCUGGAUGCACUACGGUAUCAUGGUUGCUCUCAUUGUCGGAUUCCUUCUCGCCAACGCCUUCCUCGGCGAAUUCGUCAAGUGGGGUGCUGGUGGCCGUACAGUCACCUUCUUCGUGAAAGAGAACAAGGAACUCAAGGAGCUAAACGCCAAGUUGCAAGAGAAGCGUGACAAGCGUAACCGCAAGGAAGACAGCAGCGACCAGAACUCGGAUCUUAACAUUGCCUCCAAAGCUGUCCUCACAUGGGAAGACCUUUGCUACGACGUACCUGUCCCCAGCGGAGAGCUCCGCCUGCUCAACAACAUUUACGGAUACGUCAAGCCCGGACAGCUGACAGCGCUCAUGGGUGCCUCGGGUGCUGGAAAGACCACACUUCUCGAUGUGCUGGCCAACCGCAAGAACAUUGGUGUUAUUAGUGGUGACAAGCUAGUCGAUGGUAAGGUUCCUGGUAUCGCGUUCCAGCGUGGAACUGCCUACGCCGAACAACUUGAUGUCCACGAACCUGCUACAACCGUCCGUGAGGCACUCCGCUUCUCCGCCGACCUGCGACAGCCGUAUGAGACACCCCAAGCCGAGAAGUAUGCCUAUGUUGAGGAGGUCAUCGCCUUGUUGGAAAUGGAAGACAUCGCAGACGCCAUCAUUGGAGACCCCGAGAGUGGUCUAGCCGUCGAACAACGCAAGCGUGUUACCAUAGGUGUCGAACUCGCUGCCAAGCCUGAGCUCCUCCUGUUCCUGGACGAGCCUACUUCUGGUCUCGACUCGCAGAGUGCUUUCAACAUCGUCCGUUUCCUUCGCAAACUUGCUGCCGCUGGCCAAGCCAUUCUGUGCACCAUCCAUCAGCCCAACUCUGCUCUUUUCGAAAACUUCGACCGAUUGCUCCUUCUCCAAAGGGGUGGCCAAUGUGUUUACUUCGGUGACAUCGGCAAGGAUGCCCAUGUUCUCCUCGACUACUUCCAUCGCCAUGGUGCUGACUGCCCUCCGGAUGCCAACCCUGCUGAGUGGAUGCUAGAUGCCGUCGGUGCUGGUUCAGCUCCUCGCAUUGGUGACCGCGAUUGGGCUGAUGUAUGGAGGGAUUCUGAGGAAUUCGCUGAAGUCAAGCGCCACAUUGGUCAGGUCAAGGAAGAGCGCAUGGCUGCUGUUGGUUCUGCCGAGCCAGUCGAGCAAAAGGAGUUCGCUACACCGAUGUCUUACCAGAUUAAGCAAGUUGUCAGACGCCAAAACUUGUCUUUCUGGCGCACUCCUAACUACGGCUUCACUCGCCUCUUCAACCACGUCAUCAUCGCUUUGCUCACAGGUCUCAUGUACCUUCAGCUGGACGACUCCCGAGCAUCCCUGCAAUACCGCGUGUUCAUUAUCUUCCAGGUCACGGUUCUGCCAGCCCUCAUUCUCGCUCAAGUUGAACCCAAGUACGCUGUCCAGCGUAUGAUCUCUUUCCGUGAGCAGAUGUCCAAGGCGUACAAGACGUUCCCAUUCGCCUUGUCUAUGGUUCUUGCCGAGAUGCCAUACAGUGUGCUUUGCGCCGUUUUCUUCUUCCUUCCUCUUUACUAUAUCCCGGGCUUGAACUCUGAUAGCUCGCGCGCCGGAUAUCAGUUCCUGAUUGUACUCAUCACUGAGGUCUUCUCCGUCACUCUGGCUCAGGCGAUUGCUGCGUUGACACCAACCCCCUUCAUCGCGUCCUAUGUCAACCCUUUCAUCAUCAUCAUCUUCGCUCUCUUCUGCGGUGUCACCAUCCCCAAGCCCUCAAUCCCCAAAUUCUGGCGUGUAUGGCUCUAUGAGCUGAACCCUUUCACACGCCUCAUCGGCGGCAUGAUUGUUACAGAACUUCAUGACCUCAAAGUCGAAUGUACAUCUGGCGAGUACAACCAGUUCAGCGCCCCACAAGGUCAGGAAUGUGGAACGUACAUGAGCGACUUCUUCUCCAGCGGUGCGCCUGGAUACCUCCUCGACAACGCCACCGACGUCUGCAAUUACUGCGCCUACAAGGUCGGCGACGAGUUCUACCGACCUCUUGGCUACGAGUUCAGCAACAGAUGGAGAGACUUGGGUAUUUUCGCUGCUUUCAUUGCCAGUAACUUGGUAAUUCUUUUCGUCGCCGCGAAGUACCUCAACUUCAACCGCAGAUAA
Messenger RNA from Alternaria novae-zelandiae, 4485 nucleotides. RefSeq lists its product as uncharacterized. Gene Ontology annotation, biological process: transmembrane transport. Gene Ontology annotation, molecular function: ATP binding; ABC-type transporter activity; ATP hydrolysis activity. NCBI's taxonomy places the organism in Eukaryota, Fungi, Ascomycota, Dothideomycetes, Pleosporales, Pleosporaceae. The record is from RefSeq and is a predicted model, not a curated record. Bases 1 to 4485 code for a protein of 1494 amino acids. The transcript has 3 exons. Gene Ontology annotation, cellular component: membrane.